This is a messenger RNA of Pecten maximus, 1824 nucleotides long. RefSeq lists its product as uncharacterized. The record is from RefSeq and is a predicted model, not a curated record. NCBI's taxonomy places the organism in Eukaryota, Metazoa, Mollusca, Bivalvia, Pectinida, Pectinidae. The transcript has a single exon. Bases 708 to 1580 code for a protein of 290 amino acids.
UGGUGUUCACAAAGAUGCAUCGAUCUCGACGCUUUAGGAGAAGCAAUAGCAUUAUUUUCUGUAGAUGGUCAUGAAAAAUUUAAAUAUUUAGAAGAUUAAUUUCAAUGUAUUAGUUUUGUUUUUUCCUUAAACAUACGUUGUAGAACAACAGCAGCUGUGCCGAGAAACGCUGUGGAGUAGCUAAACAGGUUGGCACCAUCGAUCGCAGGCGACAAUUUCAGGUUGAAAGAAACUGUCUACUUCAUAUAGUUCCUGCCAGUGAUCGCAUGCCACCAAAUAUUUGGGCGGCUGGUGUGUCGUCUGCUACCACAACUUCAGGAAGUGGUUUAAGAGCGGAGAAUUCACUGAGAAAAAUUCGUAUUGAUUCCGGCUAUAGCGAGAGAUGUGUUGUGGUUCAGAAAACCGUCGUAUAUAAUAGUGAAAUUUAAAACAGAAAAAAGGAUAAAUGAACACAAAUUUAUACAUGGGAUAUUAAAACACGAUGUGUCGAUAAUUAUGCCGAUCCACAAUACCCUGUUUUAAGGAUUAUACCAGGAAGGAACCUUUCAAACGGAUUUAUGUGGAGAAAAACAUGCUGGGGACCUAUUCUCGUCGUGUGUGUAACUUGGAAUUGUGCUGUGCUCUGGAUUACACAUCGCUAUGAUAGAAAUGAUAACAACGACCUAACAACGUAUAAAUAAACAGUGUGAAAUACUUCAUUCGCAAAAAUGUCAUCGUCAUCGUCUUCAUCUUCAACACAAACGAGAAAAAUAUCAACUACCGAUCGGAAAGGUGUCCAAUCCCUGUUUAUACCGGCGGUGCCCCAGAUCGUCCUGAACGCGGACGAGAAGGCAGAUGCCAGUUCUACUAAUACAAUACCCCAUUCUCGAUCAGCCGGUGAAUUGGCUACGUGUAUGGCCGGUGGGUCCGGAGCUUCAAGCAAAUCUUCAAGUGGAAACGCCAUUAAUUGUAAUGGGAAAGAAGCAGAGCCUAGAAAUGUUAUAGAUAUAUACUGUUCUCCUAGACUUCCGAGACGGUCUUUCCAUCAAUACGGAAAUCACAGUAGCCAUUGUGACGAUGACUCGAAUUGGCUGGAAUCGUAUGACCCCAACACGCUCCCUACUAAACUUGGCCCCGGAAGUCGUGUCGGAAGUGCUGUUUCCCUUACUAGUGAGUAUACGGCUCGUAGUGUGGGUCUCAUAUCUAACGAUUCUUCGUCUGAUAGCACACAGUUUUCGGACAAACUGGAGAUGAUAAAGCAAAAACAGAGUCUGCUGAGGCGAUACGUAUCAAAUCCCGAAAAACCAAACGAUAUUUACGAAACUCAAGUUCAAAGGUGUACUAAAUCUGUAAAUAAUUUACAUAAUGAAUGUGGACAACAAUUGUUUGUCAAUCAAAGCAAUUCUAAUACGGACGGAAGUUUUCCUGACUUGGGUUCCCUAGCUGGGGUCGAGAGGGAUCUAUCAAAAGUCAGGACGGGCUACGAGGAGUCGGACGAUGGUUUUUCAUCGUCUAUGGUUACUAUGGUUACAGACGAGUUGGCUGUGAAAGAAGGAAGGGUUCGUCAGUGGCUAACGGAAAUGGGUUCCACCAAUGAAUAAUAUCUUCCGGUUUAGUAAAAAUGUUAUUUUCAGGAACAUUGUCUUAUAUGUCCCCCUUUCAUGUUUUGUUUUCAGCUGGGCAAAUAAUUUGCUGAAAUUUGUUUUAAAAUUGGAUAUAUUUUAAAACGUUAUAACUACAAAUGUUGGUAUAUGUAUUUUUGGAUUGUAUGCUGUUACACCUUCACGAUUUCACAGUGUUCUGUUUUCCUCAUUGUUCUCUUGUGAUUUAAAAAAUGGAAAUGCA